Messenger RNA from Patiria miniata (bat star), 2780 nucleotides. Its product is annotated as piggyBac transposable element-derived protein 4-like. The transcript has a single exon. NCBI's taxonomy places the organism in Eukaryota, Metazoa, Echinodermata, Asteroidea, Valvatida, Asterinidae. Bases 1326 to 2579 code for a protein of 417 amino acids. The record is from RefSeq and is a predicted model, not a curated record.
CUUAACGAAAACAAAGGCUGUUUCGGCAAAAGUGCCGAAACAGCCAAAAAUUCAUUAUGGGAUCAUAGGCAUCAAUACAUUACAUACCGGUAUAUAGCCUAAAGAAAACAAUAACGAUGUCAAUGAACGUUCCAUGUGACCCAGGCAAGUUGAUGUUAACCCUUUGGUGUACACGGCGGUCGCUAGCGACCGCCAAAAUCACGUUCAAUUUGGCCUUUGAAAUAGUGGUCAUAACUAUUAAAAAACUACGGUCCCCAUAUAUAUUGCCCUCAUUAGGUUGUUUAGAGCAAUGCUUUGGCUUUGUAUUGAUGUGAUAUUGAAUAGGGGGUGCUAUUGAAAAAAAAUAGAAAAAAAAUAGGGGUGAACGUUUUUUAGAUUUUCGUGUGAUCUUGCGAGAAAAAGCGACUUUAUCUCAACAUGACGUCUCGUUUUUGGCCUUGGAUCAAACACUCGAACUCCUUGGAAAUAUAUCCGAAGAUGAGAUUCAGGAUGAUUCUGAUUUAGAAGACGAAAUACAUGUAAGUGAUGAAAACAAUGACAUGGUGGGAGAUGAUUAUGACACAUACGUGCAUCGCAAUGGAGGCGUACGAGUCCGGUGAGAUCCUGCAACCAUGGAUUCGGUCUUGCACACGGCUGAUGAUUUUCAGGUUAGCUCACAUGUUUUUUUUUUUUAUUUUUUUUUUGGGGGGGGGGGAGGUGGGGGGUGCUUUUGCUUUUAGAAUAAACAGACAUAAUGGUUGCAAUAUAAAUGAUUGAGUCAUAAGUUUAUGUGUCAAGUUUUUGAGGGAAACAAAUGCAAAAAAUAUUUGAAAAUGGAUAGACAAAUUUGAUGUUUUUUCUUGAAUUUUACAAUUGGCACAUUGGAUCAUCCAGCAAAAACAUUUCUAUUUCCAGGGCAGUCAAAACAGUGAUGAAGAAGAGAUGGAACAGGAGGUGGACAGUGAUGACAGUGACACACCUGGCCCAAGUGGAAAUCAAGGGAGGCAAGGUCAACAUGGAAGGGGAAAAGAUAGAGGGAGAGGACAUCGUGGCCAUGGUCGUGGUCAAGUUGGUUGUGGCCGUGGCCGUAGCCGUGGCUGUGGUCGUGGCCGUGCUGCAGCAGGUGGUCAGCUGCCCAAUCAUCAGUGGAUCUGGGAAGAAUUCACUGGAGUAGAAAUCAAUCCUGCAGUUGCAGCAAAUCUCUGAGUUGGAUUUCUUCAACCUCAUGUGGGAUGACGACAUUGCAUCUAACAUCUGCCAGGAGACUAAUCGUUACCAGAGCUGCAAAACACUCGAAUAUGAGAUAGGUGCCCAUUGACAGAAUCACAUUGGAUGCAUUCAUUGGUAUGAACAUUGCACAAGGCAUGGACAGGAGGUCUCACCUGCGGGACUAUUGGAGCAACAAGCCAUGGCUUAGAACUCAAUGGUAUGGAGAGAUUUUUGCUGUGAAUGAAUAUAUGCAAAUUCAUCGGUACCUGCAUAGUUGUAAUAACAAUGAUUACGAUCCAUUGGAUGGAAACCGUGACAAACUUUUCAAGGUGCGAUACAUAAUUGACAAGCUUUCUACAAACUUCAAGGAAGCGUAUGUGCCAGGCAUGCACAUUUCUGUGGAUGAGCAGAUGAUUGGUUCGAAGUGUCAUGUUUCAUUUGUCCAAUACAUGCCCCAAAAGCCCAAAAAAUUUGGCAUCAAACUAUGGGUUUUGGCCGACAGUGAAAAUGGAUACUGCAGCCGCUUUCAAGUGUACACUGGCCGUGUUGAGAAUGCACCAGAGGUGGGUUUGCCCAGUCGAGUAGUAAAUGACUUACCAGAGGAUUUUCGUAAUCAGGGGUAUCAUUUAUAUACCGACAAUUUUUAUACAUCUCCCACUUCAUGUAUCAACCUUUUACGUAAAGACAUUUUAUCAUGUGGAACAGUACGAGUAAACAGAAUUGGUUUUCCGAAAGAGUUGAAACCAAAACCUAGAGAAAAGUUUGAGAAAGGUUCCAUGGAGUUUCGCAAAUGUGGAAAUUUGACCGCAGUACGAUGGAAAGAUAAAAGAGAUGUGACUGCACUGUCCACAAUACACUGCAAUGAUGUGCAGGUUAUUCCACCACGACGAGAUGAGGCUAAUGAGGUGAAAAAACAUCUCAUGAUUUAUGAAUAUAACCAACAUAUGGGAGGAGUGGAUCAAUUGGACCAGUACUUAUGUUACUAUACUGUAGGGCGGCGUACUUUGAAAUGGUGGAAGAGAUUGUUUUGGCGACUGCUAGAAUUAGCGAUUAUCAAUUCCUACAUCCUCUUCAAAGAAGUUAUUGGGAAGCCGGCACUGAGGCAGAAGGAUUUCCGUGAAGGUCUUGUCCUUCAGCUUACAGAGACUUACCGACAACAGCGAACCAACAGGGAUGACCCUAAUUUAGGAGGGAGACCCGGCCGAAGACGUUCUACACCAUUGCCACUGACGGUGAUGUCCCGUGUGACUAGUCGCCAUCCAUCCACAACUUCAACAACGAUUUGUUUUUAUGAACGAGCUCAUAAAUAUUUAUUUUACAGCGCAGCCCGGAAAAACUGGCGCAUGCGCAUAAACCUAAUGUCGGGCUGUGAGCCUCUGGAACAGUGGUGAAGCGGCAUAUCAUCCUCAUUUUUUCUAGCGCCGAUCAGGUGUAGUGGUAUUCUAUUGAAGCUCUCUCAAUAUACGAUUUUUGCUAGCUUUAGAAGUGUUUAUUCUCUUUUAAACUUAAUGUUCAUUUACUAUUGAGUUCUUGUUAGUUCGUUACAGCGUUCCUCAGAUUUUCUUGUGAUUAAAUUCAGAGUUCCGAGUGAA